GAAAAAGCCCCUGACUCGUCAACUCUUUAGUCUUUCCGCCUGAAAUUACACUUCCCUGCCCUCCGGCCGCGGCUCAAACUUAAAACCCUAGAACCGCUUCUCGCCUCGCUCACGCGGACCAAAUCUCGAAUCUCCCGAAGCGAACACGCCCGCGAAGGCAGGGUUGCGUUCAUGGCUCGCGUCUACGUGGGGAACCUGGAUCCGCGCGUGACGGCGCGGGAGAUCGAGGACGAGUUCCGCACGUUCGGGGUUCUGAGGAGUGUAUGGGUUGCUAGAAAACCACCAGGAUUUGCCUUCAUUGACUUUGAUGACCGCAGGGAUGCACGAGAUGCAAUUCGUGAAUUGGAUGGUAAGAAUGGAUGGAGAGUUGAGCUGUCCACCAAAGCUGGCAGUGGCCGUGGCCGAGAUCGUAAUGGAGGUUCUGAUAUGAAGUGCUAUGAGUGUGGCGAAUCUGGUCACUUUGCACGUGAAUGUCGCUUACGGAUUGGUUCUGGAGGCCUGGGUAGUGGAAGGCGCCGCAGCCGAAGUCCUAGACAUCGUAGUCGUAGCCGGAGUCGUAGCCACAGCCCAAGAUAUCGGAGGAGCCCAAGCUAUGGCAGAAGGAGCUACAGUCCACGGGAUCGUUCUCCAAGGAGGCGAAGUUACAGCAGGUCGCCCCCUCGUGCACGAAGCUACAGCAGGUCGCCACCGCCGCCUCCUGCACGAAACAACAGCAGGUCGCCACCGCCCCCUCGUGCACGAAGCUACAGCAGGUCGCCACCGCCGCCUCCUGCACGAAACAACAGCAGGUCGCCGCCUCCAGCUCGAGACCAAAGCAGGUCACCGCCACCACCUCCUGCCCGGAGUUAUAGCAGGUCCCCAGGACAGCAGCCCCAGCGUGAGGAGUCCCCAUAUGCCAAUAACGCCUGAGAUUCUUAGUUCACAACGCGGGGAAUGUAAGGGGUGCCCAGCAUGUUUUUCUUAUGCACUUUGGUACAACUUCUGUAAUUCUCUAGGAUUCAGUUUUUCGUUUGCAUUUGCCUGUGUUCCCUGAUACAAUUGUGGAGGCUGGAGCCUAGCGUUUCCGUUGUGAUUUUUGACUGGAUGUGACUUCUCCAAUCCAUGUUGCGCCUCUUGCCAAAGGGUUUGCUA
This is a messenger RNA of Phragmites australis (common reed), 1131 nucleotides long. RefSeq names its product serine/arginine-rich splicing factor RSZ23-like. Lineage: Eukaryota; Viridiplantae; Streptophyta; Magnoliopsida; Poales; Poaceae. Gene Ontology annotation, cellular component: nuclear speck. Gene Ontology annotation, molecular function: zinc ion binding; RNA binding. The transcript is spliced from 5 exons. The record is from RefSeq and is a predicted model, not a curated record. Bases 172 to 909 code for a protein of 245 amino acids. Gene Ontology annotation, biological process: mRNA splicing, via spliceosome.